Molecule: messenger RNA, 3247 nt
Organism: Seminavis robusta
Lineage: Eukaryota; Bacillariophyta; Bacillariophyceae; Naviculales; Naviculaceae
Source: the annotation of a GenBank genome assembly
CCUUCGACGAUGAAUUCCUCGUCGUCGUCAUCGUCAGCUUCCUACGGCCGUCGCCGAAGGUUACCGUUGCACUACUCUUCCAGCAAACGAGGGUCGCCUUCCCCUUCCAGAACCACGUCUCCCACUGGACGCUCUGCUUCUCCCCUCUCCUUGUCCGGUUACACAUCUCCUUUGGCAUCCUCUCCUCCGUCCUCCUUCUACAAACAUCGUGCUCAGUCUCAGUCUUAUGCCAACAGUAGCUUCACCAACAGCUUUACCAACAGCUUUACCAGCAGCCACAACUCUAGUUCACGUCAACUCCAGCUCGAUGAGAGACGACGGCAACGCGUGCUGCACAGUCAUCCUCUCGAUCAGUCCGAGUCGGAAUCGUAUCAUGAAGAUCCUCUCCAUCAAGAUGUGAGUGGCAACAGCACCAUGUCCCGUCGCUUCUUCUUGACGCCUCCAGAACGACUCCAAGUAGACCAAUCGGUCAACUUGAUGGACGUGGAAACGGGGCACUACGAGUUUGACAACACUCCUCCUCAAGCCAAUACUAGUAGAAUGCACUAUGGCGAACUGCCGUCCAAGAGGAAGAACAACAAGCACAUGAGCUCCUGGCUAUCUUCCCUACUGUUUGGUGACAGCAACCACAAUGACAAAUCCAACGAGGCACUGGAGGCCGUCUCCUCUCAUAGCCACAAUCCCAGAGCGUCCUUUACGUCCGCCACCUCAAAACAAGACGAUCCAAUAGAGAUGUUUCAGGAUGAACAAGUCAUCUUUCAGGAUGAAGAAGUGGGACUCUCACCACCACAAUCAAGACGUAGCAGUACUCGAAAGAGAUCCAGCAAAAAGAAGAAAAAGAAAAAGACAAAGACCAAACAAGCUUCCAAUGCUGACAAGUCCAACUCGGAUGGUGAUCCCAAAAAGGAUGCUUCUGCCCUCAACUUUCCCAACAGCUUCAAUCCCAAUGACUGGGAACAACGAGCCCAGUCGUCCAAAGAAUCACAACUCCAGGAUGGAGACGACACCGUCGUCGUGGCGCAUCGUAGUAGUCAAAAAGGCAAGAAGCCCAAGAAGAAGAAAAAGAGCAAGCGUCUCCGAAGCAAACUCAAGAAACUCAAGCCGUCCCGCAUGGUGCUUGCCUUUCUGGGACUUACCCUCCUCUUGACAUUGAUCCUUGGCACCUUCCUCAUCAUUCUCGUUGCCACGGAUACCAUUUGGGUCUUUCAAUCUCAUCAUCAAGACCAUACUACUGAUGCCCAUCCUAUUCCUGUUGUACUACAAGAACGCAAUCAUUCCUUUCUCGAAUUGGAAGAACUCCCCGCAUCCACACAAUUCUUACUCACGGGCACUGGUCACGAGACACCCCAACAUGAAGCACUCCAAUGGAUUACCGCCGAUCCACACGUGACGCUUGUUGGCAUUGGCCACAACUCCAACACGACGUACUCCCCACUCGAGACACUGUCGGCACGACAACGCUUUGCCCUGGCCACACUCUACUACUCUCACCACUCGCACUCGCAGUUAUCAGAAUGGCAACCACCUCAUCCCGAACGCACCCAUUGGCUCGAUUAUUCCGUCAACGAAUGCGAUUGGUUUGGCAUUCUGCCACAAUAUCAUGGCAACUACAGUGUCUGCAAUCGCUAUCAUCAAUUGCAUUCUCUCUUGUUGCGCCACUAUCAAUUUCAAGGACGAUUGCCCGUGGAAGAAUUGGGCUUAUUGUCGAAUCUCAAACGCGUCGAAUUGGGAUUCAAUCAAAUCCAGGGCAUCCUCCCACCGACACUUCUUGCAUCGUGGAAGAAUUUGGAAUAUCUGGGCAUGGAACACAAUCAAAUGACGGGACAGUUGCCCACAACACUCGGGCUGUUAACCAAUUCCAAUGGAUUGCAUGGCAUUCAACUCUCGUACAAUCAAUUCUCGGGGACGCUCCCCAGUGAAAUUGGAUUGCUCGUGCCACAUUUGCGACUGUUCAAUGUGAUGCACAAUCAAUUGAGUGGGAGUAUCCCGACCACGUUGGGGGGAUUUGUAUCAUUGGACGAGACGAGUGAUGGAUACGGAACGGAAUAUGCCGCCCUCCAAGAACUCUCGUUGAAUGGCAACUUUUUCAGUGGCAAGAUCCCGUCCGAAUUGGGACGAUUGACUCAACUGACCAAGUUGGGAUUGCACCACAAUUUGGAACUGGACCAUCAAAUCUUGCCCAAGGAAAUUUGCCAGUUGCCCUUGUUGGAAAGCAUUACGGUGGAUUGCGAUAUUGUCAAGUGUCCCACGUCGGUGGCGUGUCCGUGCCAGUGCAUGGCCAAUUGGUCCAAUGGACGACAUCCCGUCAGUCAUACCACCGUCUUUACGUUGAAUCGUGAUGGAACGACGAGUUCCUCCAAUGCACAAGAAGAGGAUGAACAACAACCACUUCAUGGUGACUCGGGGGCCGUGGCGCAUCACACCAGCACGGCAGCAACGACCAAGACGGCGCAUGGUGGUGCCGCCGUCCAAAAGAGAGAUGAACAGAAUGUGUUUGACCAAGAACACAAUCCGUAUGUGCAGGAACUGCAACCGAGGACGUUUAGCCUCAACGUGGACAAGAGGAAGAAGAAGCAAGAGAAUGUAUUCCACAACAACGGCAAUGAGAAUCGCCGAGGACUGUUGCGAGCGUCCAUUGCAUCUUAGUUUAAUAAAAAGCAGACAGCCUCACGGCCUUCUUGUGAGAGCAAGCACAAAACCCGAUAGAACUACGCUACUAGACUAGUAAACAGCACUAGUCUACUCAUAAUAAUAACAGAAUGGGAAAUACAGAGAGCUAGCUUGCGACAUCAACUAGCUGGCAUGACUGUUGAUAUGAUGCGAGGUUCCAUGGUAAGGAUCGAGCAAGCAUGAACCAGUCGUCGAAUUCCUCUCCCCCCAGCACCCUUUCUUGCCAAGCAAAACUUUAGCUAGCGACGGAGGCAAUCUAUCCGAGACAAACGUUUUUGAAGAAGACGCAGCUAUAAUAACGAUGAUUUCAGUUUCGGCGUCGUGACCACGGCGAUACAGCCGUAGAUCAGAGGGCACCAAUCGGUUGGUUGCUUUGUUAGUUUGGAGUGUUGCUUGCUUUCGAAUGGAAUGAAACCUGUCAACUAGCGAUAGCUACUAGUUUGUCAGGCCAUGUGUGGCUGGGCUGGUUGUUUGCCGCGAUUCUACUGAUACAGUACUAGCCUAAUAGCCAGCGGAAUGAUGCUGUGGAUCCCAGUGAAUAAAAAUAAAAGUUGGGUGCACGAGGAGCGACGACCAC